This is a messenger RNA of Boleophthalmus pectinirostris (great blue-spotted mudskipper), 834 nucleotides long. It is a transcript of the gene cetn3, whose product is annotated as centrin 3. Gene Ontology annotation, molecular function: calcium ion binding; microtubule binding. Lineage: Eukaryota; Metazoa; Chordata; Actinopteri; Gobiiformes; Gobiidae. Gene Ontology annotation, cellular component: microtubule organizing center. Bases 109 to 612 code for a protein of 167 amino acids. The transcript has 5 exons. The record is from RefSeq and is a predicted model, not a curated record. Gene Ontology annotation, biological process: spindle pole body duplication.
ACCAAUAGAGAUGAUUUGUGUGAGCGAGCGCGGAUAAAGGGAUUUGUUGUGUUUCUUUGGAUCAGUGGUUUGAAUUUGAGACCCGUGCAUAUAUUGUAUUGUUAUACAAUGAGUCUGUCCCUGAGAACUGAGCUUGCUGUGGACAAAACUAAACGCAAGAAAAGAAGAGAGCUCACUGAAGAUCAGAAACACGAAAUUAAAGAGGCGUUUGAGCUGUUUGACACGGACAAAGAUAAAGAGAUUGACUACCAUGAACUUAAGGUUGCAAUGAGAGCGCUUGGAUUUGAAGUAAAAAAAGUGGACGUUUUAAAAAUACUAAAAGACUACGACAGAGAAGGAAAUGGAAAGAUUACAUUUGAGGAUUUUAAUGAAGUUGUAACAGACCGAAUAUUGGAACGAGACCCAAAGGAAGAGAUCUUAAAAGCUUUCAGAUUGUUUGAUGACGAUGAAUCAGGGAAAAUCAGUCUGAGGAACCUGAGACGGGUCGCACGGGAACUUGGAGAAAGCAUUAGUGAUGAAGAGCUGCGAAGCAUGAUUGACGAGUUUGAUAUUGACGGAGAUGGUGAAAUAAACCAGGACGAAUUCCUUGCAAUUAUGACAGGAGAAACCUAAUCCUUGUCUGGAAAACUCUGAUGACCUUUUCUGAACAGUUGGAUAUCUUAUUUGAGACAUCUCUAUGUAAAUAACUGAACCAAUUGUAGAUUUUCAUGGGCAUUCACCUCAUUGUUUUUAUAAUGGGAUCAUCUCCACUGUCAAGAAAAAAUACUUGUCUUGUGUCUCAUGUCCAUUAAUUAAGCAUGCAUUAAAUAUUUUACAGUACCUUCUCUGGUGAAA